CCCACCAAGACUUGCCCAGAACCUUCUCCAAGCACCGGGCAGCUUCCAGAGACGUCAUGCACCAUCGGGCAUGAACAAGCAGCGACUCCCAGCGCCUUGGAGCCACCAGACAGGACACUUAAUCAGACCACCGGCUCGUAAGGCAUAACCAAGUUUCUGGUGAAUUCCACGAUCCACUGCAGAGUGAGAAUAAAGCUUCCUUCGAGUUUCAUGCUACUUUCUUUGUUCUCUCUGUUUUCCUAUCAUAACUAAACAUCAAGAUACCCCAAUACAGAUUCCUCUUGUUGAAGUAACACUCUUCGCAUUUUGCUUUGCAUUGAAAGCAAGACACACACCUUUUGUACUGAUCUCGCUUUGAAACAACACACACAUUACGCACGCUAUCACAAGUCACAAAUCACAAACACCCCAAUUGGGUUUUACAGUGGAAAGACACUGUUUGUACACAACUCAUCAUGAACAAAAUGGAGUUCACAGACCGGGGCAAGAAGGCCUUGGAAGAUGCCAUGGCUCUGGCUGAGCAGUAUGCCCAUUCUCAGCUACUUCCUAUCCACCUCGCAGUCUCACUUCUCGACCCACCGCCAGACCUCUCCAAGGACCAACAGAACCCGACGCCCGGAACGCAAAACAGCCUCUUCAGACAGGUCAUUGAGAGAGCACAUGGCGACCCCCAACUCUUCGACCGAGCACUCAAGAAGACGCUGGUUCGGCUGCCAAGUCAAGACCCGCCACCCGAAAACGUGUCUAUGGCCCCUUCCUUCAGCAGCGUGCUGAGAAAGGCUCAAGAACUUCAGAAGACGCAGAAAGACACUUAUAUCGCAGUCGAUCAUUUGAUCACGGCGCUGUCGGAAGAUCCGACGAUCACGGCGGCGCUCAAGGACGCCAAUAUUCCCAAAUCGAAGUUGGUGCAAGAUGCGGUUCAAACGAUCCGCGGGACGAAGCGAGUGGAUUCCAAAACAGCUGACACGGAGGAGGAGCAUGAGAACCUCGCCAAGUUCACCAUUGAUAUGACUGCCAUGGCGAGGGAAGGCAAAAUCGACCCAGUCAUCGGCCGAGAAGAAGAAAUCAGACGCGUUAUUCGGAUUUUGUCCCGCCGGACCAAAAACAACCCAGUAUUAAUAGGUGAACCCGGUGUCGGUAAGACAACUGUCGUUGAAGGCUUGGCCCAACGAAUCGUCAACGCCGAUGUUCCCGACAACCUCGCUGCGUGCAAGCUCUUGUCUCUCGACGUUGGAGCUCUGGUUGCCGGAAGCAAGUACCGUGGUGAAUUCGAGGAGAGAAUGAAGGGAGUUCUUAAGGAGAUCUCCGAGUCGAAAGAUAUGAUCGUUCUGUUCGUGGAUGAAAUCCAUUUGCUUAUGGGCGCUGGCUCUUCGGGCGAGGGUGGUAUGGACGCGGCAAACUUGCUGAAGCCCAUGCUAGCUCGUGGGCAGUUGCACUGCAUUGGUGCGACCACACUCGCCGAAUACCGAAAGUACAUCGAGAAGGAUGCCGCAUUCGAACGACGUUUCCAACAGGUCAUUGUCAAAGAGCCUACCAUUCCCGAAACCAUCUCGAUUCUUCGAGGUCUCAAGGAAAAAUACGAGGUUCAUCAUGGUGUCACCAUUGCCGACAGUGCCAUUGUGGCGUCAGCGAAUCUGGCAGCACGAUAUCUGACCUCGCGCCGACUGCCAGAUUCGGCCGUAGACCUGGUGGACGAAGCCGCGGCUGCUGUCCGAGUUGCACGAGAGUCACAGCCAGAAAUCAUCGAUUCCUAUGAGCGUAAGCUGCGCCAGCUCAAAAUCGAGAUUCACGCUUUGAGCCGAGAAAAAGACGAGGCUUCUAAGGCUCGGCUCGCCCAGGCCAAACAAGACGCCGAGAACGUUGAGGAGGAGCUCCGACCACUCCGUGAGAAGUACGACAGCGAGAGGCGGCGGGGUAAGGAGAUCCAGGAGGCGAAGGUGAAGCUAGAUCAGCUCAAGGUUAAAGCGGAAGAUGCCGCAAGAGUGGGUGACCACGCCCGAGCCGCCGAUCUUCAAUACUACGCCAUUCCUGAGCAAGAGACCGUGAUCAAGCGACUUGAGAGGGAGAAAGCUGCUGCGGAUGCUGCUCUUAGUCAUAACGAUAUGGGCGGUUCAAUGGUAACGGACGUCGUUGGACCUGAUCAGAUCAACGAGAUCGUUUCUCGAUGGACUGGUAUCCCCGUCACGAGACUCCGGACGUCGGAGAAGGAGAAGCUCAUCAAGAUGGAGCAGGUUCUUAGCAAGAUAGUGGUGGGACAGCGGGAGGCCGUCACUGCUGUGUCGAACGCCAUCAGACUGCAGCGCUCUGGUCUGAGCAACCCGAAUCAACCUCCCAGUUUCCUGUUCUGUGGUCCUUCGGGAACUGGUAAGACGCUACUCACAAAGGCUCUUGCCGAGUUCUUGUUCGACGACCCCAAGGCUAUGAUUCGCUUCGAUAUGUCAGAGUACCAGGAGCGACAUGCCUUGAGCAGGAUGAUUGGUGCACCGCCAGGAUACGUCGGACAUGACUCUGGCGGUCAAUUGACAGAGGCCCUGCGUCGCAAGCCAUUCUCCAUUCUGCUAUUUGACGAAGUGGAGAAAGCUGCCAAGGAAGUUUUGACGGUGCUCCUUCAGCUCAUGGACGACGGCCGCAUCACCGAUGGUCAAGGCCGUGUCGUCGAUGCCAGAAACUGUAUUGUUGUCAUGACGUCGAAUUUGGGUGCUGAGUUCCUUUCUCGCCCUACUGGCCGUGACGGCAAAAUCGACGGGACCACACGAGAACUGGUCAACAAUGCUCUGCGGAACUACUUCUUGCCCGAAUUCCUCAACCGUAUCAGCUCCACGGUGAUCUUCAACCGUCUGACACGCAAGGAGAUUCGCAAGAUUGUUGACCUGCGCAUCAGUGAGAUACAGAAGCGGUUGGCAGACAAUGAUCGGAAGGUGCUCAUUGAAGUCAGCGACGACGCUAAGGACUAUCUGGGCAAUGCGGGCUACUCGCCAGCCUAUGGUGCCAGACCGCUCGCACGGCUCAUCGAGAAGGAAGUACUCAACAGGAUGGCCAUUCUCAUCCUGCGCGGCAGCAUCAGGGAUGGUGAGGUGGCUAGGGUGACGCUGGUGAACAACAAGAUCCACGUCAUGCCCAAUCACACGGACAGCGACAUUGACGAUGAGGACAUGUUGAUUGAUAACGAGGAUGCUGUUGACGAGCUCGUGGGAGAUGACAUGGACGAGGAUAUUUACGACUAAGGGCUCAUUGCGAAGCGUUGCGAAUUACGAGGCACGAGCAUUAAUAAUGGACGUGGCGUUUAUGGAUCAUGUAGCAGGCAUUUGUCUGCAGGAAACAAAACCGGGCGCAUAACGUACAACACCACUUUUCCGGCCACCCACCUUUUUGGCCACAUAUUGCAAUCCAAUUGAAUGUAUUUGAAACAGUGUAUUCAACGUACUAUUAUAGCUAUUCAGGUACAACCAGCU
This is a messenger RNA of Pseudomassariella vexata, 3452 nucleotides long. Its product is annotated as P-loop containing nucleoside triphosphate hydrolase protein. Gene Ontology annotation, cellular component: cytosol; cytoplasm. The record is from RefSeq and is a predicted model, not a curated record. Gene Ontology annotation, molecular function: ATP binding; ATP hydrolysis activity. The transcript has a single exon. Lineage: Eukaryota; Fungi; Ascomycota; Sordariomycetes; Amphisphaeriales; Pseudomassariaceae. Gene Ontology annotation, biological process: cellular response to heat. Bases 456 to 3224 code for a protein of 922 amino acids.